AUGAAGGAUAUGGUGAGGUACGAAAUAGAAAAAUUUUGGAACGAUAAUUUAUUAGAUGAUAUAAAAGACGAGCACGGAAUAGAAAUAAAAUUAUUAAUAAAAUUCUAUCAAGAAAAAUAUAAAAUAAAAAUGGCGGACGGAAAAGAAUUAAUAAACGAAUCGAAAAUGGUAUUAAAUCGUACCUGGGAAUUAUUGAACGUUGGAAAAUGGAUGAACGUACCCGUCGAAAGGAAACAAGUUUAUGCGAUAGCGACCUAUUUACAGAUUUUGGGACUUUUAGAAUCGUCGAAAAAUUAUGACGACGACGACGACGACGACAGGAAGGUACUCGAAAAAUGUUUAGAAAUAACAGAUUUGGGAAUACUUUUGGGUUUACCAUUUGGUACCAUUUCACUCACGAGUAUAGCAGACAUACUAUCGAAUGCAUUAAAUAAAGGAAAGAAAAGGAAAAGAGAAGAAGAAGAAGAAGAAGGACAGGAAGUUGAAAAGAGUGAGAUUUCGAUAAAAGAAAAUUUUCGAGAAUCGUUCGAUGAUAACGAUUCGAUUAUUAUCGAUUCAAUCGAGUGUCCUUCUCUCGAAUAUUUUUACAAUAAUUACAUGAUUAAAAAUACACCCGUUAAAUUAACGGGUUGCAUGAAUCAUUGGCCGGCUUUGAAACUUUGGAAAGAUUUCGGGUACAUUGUCGGAAAAGCCGGAUGUCGUACGGUACCCGUGGAAAUAGGAAAACACUACGCACACGAUACCUACAGUCAGAAAUUGAUGAAAAUAUCGGAGUUUGUCGAAGAAUAUAUUAAUAAUCCAUCGAAAUCCGCCAUCGGAUACCUCGCACAGCAUCAAUUGUUCGAUCAGGUACCGGAACUUAAAAAAGACAUAAUAAUACCCGAUUAUUGUGCAUUAACGUUAAAACCGGAUGUUGAUGAAAAUUCCGAAACGGAAAUAAAUGCAUGGUUCGGACCUAAUGCCACGAUAUCACCACUACAUAACGAUCCUAAAAAUAAUUUACUGUGUCAAGUUGUCGGCACGAAAAAAUUAAUACUUUUUUCACAAUCCGAUACUCAAUUUUUAUAUCCUCACCCGAGUUCCAUUUUAUUUAAUACGUCACGGGUCGACGUAGAAAAUCCUGAUUUUAAUUCGUUUCCGGAAUUUAAAAAAGUCAAAACGAAAAUGACGUGUUUGUUAAAACCUGGAGAAAUGAUUUACAUACCUCCUAAAUAUUGGCAUCACGUGAGAUCUCUUGAAAAUAGUUUUUCCGUUAGUUUUUGGUGGGAAUGA
Molecule: messenger RNA, 1272 nt
Organism: Pediculus humanus corporis (human body louse)
Lineage: Eukaryota; Metazoa; Arthropoda; Insecta; Psocodea; Pediculidae
Product: protein PTDSR-A, putative
Exons: 3
Coding region: 1-1272 (423 amino acids)
Cellular component (GO): nucleus
Molecular function (GO): histone H3K36 demethylase activity
Source: RefSeq, a predicted model, not a curated record